Xenopus laevis (African clawed frog) is the source of this 3274-nucleotide messenger RNA. It is a transcript of the gene phf21b.L, whose product is annotated as PHD finger protein 21B. Lineage: Eukaryota; Metazoa; Chordata; Amphibia; Anura; Pipidae. The transcript has 12 exons. Bases 356 to 2110 code for a protein of 584 amino acids. The record is from RefSeq and is a predicted model, not a curated record.
UCUCGCUUGUCCUUUGGGCGGGAGCGCGCGUGUGUGUGAACCGCGGAACAAGUUUCUUUCAUUUUUCUCUUCGCCGAGCAAAGUGAUAUCCCUCCGCGUGCGCCGGGGAGAAAGUAGUUCUUGCUUCGCCGGCUCCGCAAGUCGACUUCUGUCGGUAACUUCUGUCGGGAACUAAUAGCGGAGUAGACUCGGGCACUGGAACUAUCUCCCCACCUGCUCCCAGGACUCCUCACCCGUCUGCGGGACACUUGUGCGAGGAUACGAAGUGUGUGAUGAGUCCGGUCCCCUCAGAACUUGCUCAGUCUCCUCCUCACAGCGACCGCCGACUCCUCACUCCCGGAACAACCAGCCCGGCAUGGAGCUGCACAGCCUCCCCGAACCCCUCCCGUGUCUCCAGAAGCUGGCAGUCCGGAGCUGUCCUGUUGGUAGUGCCAAGCCCAUCCCGCUCAUCAAAUCACCCAGCAGCCAGGGCAUCGCCAUAUCAGUCGUUCCGGCCAAAGCCCCCGUCACUAUGGUGACCGCACACCUCAAUGGCCAAAAAUCAACCAAUGCCACAGCUCCUUCAGCAACGAGCGCCACCGAACAGACUGCGCCAAUCAACCUCCAAACCACAGGCAAACUGGUGGGCGGAACCUUAAAUCUGGCAACAAGGAGGGUGUCUGACAUAUCCCAUGCGCAGGCAUUGGGAACAAUAACGGCGGUGCCCAUCAAAAUCCCUCAGGUGAGCUCCUUGCACAGAUUGGCAGGACACGGCCCUGCAGUGCUACCUCAGGUUAGGCCAAAGACUCUGAUCCCAGAAAGCCUCUCGAUCUCCCCCUGCAGAGAGCAGCCUUCCAAGCAGCCCCCUACCUUUCAAAAAGCCACAGUCGUCAGCAUCAAAAACCCCAGCCCCGCCCUUCCCACCGCCAACAAUACGGUCGGCCACAUCCCCACUUCCGCUAGCCAAUCCCAGAGUGUUUUAGAGCCGACGAUUUCCUCUCCUCUCAGCGGGGCCGGAGUUGCCUAUGCCAUUAUAUCGGCUUCCCCCAGCAAUGCCAGUCCCAUUAACACCAGCACAGUCUCCGUGGUCAACGACGGCAUCAAAGUUCAGCCGCUCCUCAUCAGCGCUGACAGUAAGGUGGGUCCAAAUACAUCCGAGCGUCAGCCUUGUGGCUCAGCAGCGACUCUUUGUUCACUCCGAUUCUUCCUUUACUUUUCUCAGGUUAUCAUUAUUCAGCCUCAAAUCCAGAGCCAGCCAGAAUGCAAAACUGAAAUCAAGAAGCUUUCGGAAGAGACGCAGACACCUCAGGGACCCCCAGCUGCCAAAAAGAAAAAGGAGGAAAAUCCAGAGAAAAUUGCCUUCAUGGUAGCACUGGGCCUCGUCACGACAGAACAUUUGGAAGAGCUCCAGAGCAAACGUCACGAGCGAAAGAGGAGGAGUACGGCCAAUCCGGCCUAUAGCGGACUCCUUGAACCCGAGCGGAAACGUUUUGCCUCAAACUAUCUGAGCAACCCAUUCAUAUCAGGGAGAGCCAAUGAGGAUCUAUUUUGGAAGCAUGAGAUCACACAUGAUGAAUACUGCUCCGCGUGCAAACGAGGCAGUUACCUGCAGACCUGCGGUGCCUGUCCAAGAGCUUAUCAUUUAGAUUGUCUGGACCCGCCAUUAAAAGUACCACCCAAAGGAGUCUGGUUGUGUCCAAAGUGCCAACAAAAGUUAUUAAAGAAAGACGCAGUGCCAUGGAGCGGGGCCCUUACAUUAGUCCAGUCGUACGUGACCCACAAAUCAGUAAAAGAAGAGGAGAAGAGAAAGCUGCUAAAGAAAGGCAACGAGCUGAAGAACGAACAGCGGCAGCUUGAGGAUCAGGAGCGACUGCUGAAUAACGCCAUGAAGAAAUGCUUGGAGCUAAAGAAUAGCUUGCUGGUCCAGCAGAAAGGGACCCAGUCCUCUCUGGAACGCCUCAAAACUCUCAUUAAACUCAUCCAGAGUGAGCAGAUGAUUCAGGUCACCAUGACAACCACCUCUUCAUCCUCCUCCCCCCCUCCGUUGACUGUCACUUGGAUCAAACCGUCAUCUGCCGCUGCCAACACCGCUUUCCACAAAGCCCUGCAGCCGUCUCACAGCAACAACUGACACAUGAAACAAUACUUUCAGCAAUCGUUGCCAAGAAGAGGAAGAACAAAGGGGUCGGGGGUUUGAGAAAAAAAUGGAAACGGCCUUUUCUAAUUGGAGCGCAGAGGGACCCACCUUAAAAACAGCCGCCAUGUUCAUCACUUUCUUCUGUUUCUUUUACUUUGGCCUUAAAAUUCUUCUGAAUUCAACAAAAAAAAAAAAAACUUAAAGCAAAAAAAAAGGUCGCGUCUUGGAUGGCGGUUUUUGAGUUCAGAACGACGAAGCGAAAUAAAUAAAGGACAAAUAUACAGUAGAUUUAGAUGCGGGCGGGGGGAGGGGCGAGGAUCUAUUUUGGGGGAAAUGGGGAAUUUUAACAAUAGAAAUUUUUUUUUUCCGACUGCUCAUAACUCCGAUCCAAUCCGCCGCGUUUCUUCCGCUUGGAGGCGGGACAAGGAAAAUGAAAAGGGUUAUGGAAACUCAGAGCCUUCAAAACAAAAAAAGAAAUGUGUUUUUUUUUUUCCCAGUAUUAAAACUAUAAAAACUGUCUAAAACUUUUAGCGGGGGAUAUGGAAGUAUUUUCAUGCUAUUUAACAACAAAAAAAAUGUCACUUUUUUGCAGGUCCUUUCUACUUAUUUUGCUAUCGAUGUAUUUUUCUCAUGGAAGGUUUUUUUUUUUGUUUUUUUUUCCUUUUUGAAAGAUUUAACAAAAAAAACAAAACAAACAAAGUAGGUAUAUUUGGCACGCCGAUUUAUUUAGAUUUUUAGCAAAUAAAAAUAAAAACAAAUAUUUUCAUUUUUUUUUUUUUUUUCUUGCCAGUACAGACAAUAUGCCAAAAAAAAAUAAAAACCUUCUUUUGUACUGCGUUUUUACUGUAAAAUACGUGAAAGGAAGAAUAUACUCUUUUUAUUUUGUUUUUUGUUUUUUUCGCCGGCAGAAUUUAUCUGCUUUUACGGUACAGGAAAAAAAAAAAAAAAAAAGAAUUUUACUGCCUCACGUGGAGUUUCUGCUCGAUCAUAUCAUUUUUUUUUUGUUUUUAUGAAUUUUUUUUUAAAUGUUUUUUUGACGUGUAUUUAUUUACUGGCUAGGAAACGGCUUUAAACAGGAUAAAACAAAGUAUAUGACUGUGGGGGGGUUUCAUUGCUUGGUGAUCUUCCUGUCGCAAUAAAGGUCUAUAUUUCCAAGUG